AUGUGUGCUUCAACGGUAAAAAAAGGCCAUGUUAAUUUUGGAAGUGAAAAUUUUGUACCCAAAGACAAUACAAUAACAAUAAGACAAACUUCACCUGGCCAAGUACAAAUUGGUUUAGGAUUUCUUAGAUAUCAACACACAUACAGCAUUUCAAUAGACAUCCCAAAAUUUUAUUUUAUGGGUUAUGAAUUAGAAUCGAUACUUGAUGCGGCUGAAAAAAGUGAACCUAAUGUUAAUUGUAAAAUAGUAAAUAUAAGUGAAAAAGAAAACACAUAUGAGAUAACUGUCGAAUUUCAUGCCAAUAAGGAAAGACUAUUAAAAGAAGAACUAACUCUUUCGCUGGAAAAUAAUGAUAAUUUAACAAUCGAGUUCAUAGCAAGAGUUUUAGGACCGGGAAAAGGAACUCCAUUAUUAAAAAAUGGAAUCAAAUGUAUUGGUGUUAGCAGAGAUGAAUUAUCAGAUACUUAA
This is a messenger RNA of Pediculus humanus corporis (human body louse), 468 nucleotides long. RefSeq lists its product as uncharacterized. The coding region runs from base 1 to 468 and encodes 155 amino acids. NCBI's taxonomy places the organism in Eukaryota, Metazoa, Arthropoda, Insecta, Psocodea, Pediculidae. The record is from RefSeq and is a predicted model, not a curated record. The transcript has 2 exons.